Molecule: messenger RNA, 744 nt
Organism: Peromyscus eremicus (cactus mouse)
Lineage: Eukaryota; Metazoa; Chordata; Mammalia; Rodentia; Cricetidae
Product: cancer/testis antigen 55-like
Exons: 5
Coding region: 1-744 (247 amino acids)
Source: RefSeq, a predicted model, not a curated record
AUGAUGAACCUUCUAUGGAGGAUUUCUGUCAUCUUUCAGUGGAAGACAGAGUCUGAAGAGACACCACAGGAAAAACCUGCAGAUAACUCCAAUUUGAAGUCUCUCAGAGGAAUUGUGACCUAUCUCUGUACCGACUAUGCCUGGAUUAAUGAAUCUAUCUUUUUCAAUACUGACAUGUUGUGUGGCAAUGUCCCACUGAACAUUGGGGCAAGUGUCAUUGCUCUAAUGGAAGAAAACGAAACAACUCAUAUCCAAAAAGCAAUCAAGGUGAAAACUGUGACUAACCCUGUGGAUGGUACUGAGCAAUCAGACCUUGACAGAGAACUUUGUAUUAAGUGUGUCAGCUCCGUCACACAGGACAGCAUCUAUAUCGACAAGGAAACAUCUUUCCCUGUCCAUCUCUUUUCUGGAGAAUUCAUGCCUUGCAAAGGAGACUUGUUGCUGGUUGAGUAUUCCAUGAAGCCGGGCACUUCAAACAUGAACAUCCACACCAUGAGCCACUUAAGCUCCCAGAAUUCGGAUGAGGUCUGUGUUACCACUAUUGAUGGAAGAACUGGUGUGGUGGAAGCCAGUAUGUUUUUUACUUUGGAUUCUCUCCAUUCUCAUCCUGGUUAUACACCUGCAUUAUAUGACGUUGUUAAUGUGAUUGUAGUAGACAGAAUUCAAUCACAUUACACUCAUAGAGUGGUGUCUGUGAUUCCCGUGGAGAUGUUGUCUAUACCAAUCAUUUUUAAUCCUUUUUAA